CACGCGACUCAUCAUCACGCUUCAUGGCCAACACCACCGUCAGCGGCUCCUUCGCCAUCCAUGGCCAGAAUCCACAACAUCUAGUCGAAACUGUCAUUCGCAACCGAAUUUACGAGUCCAAUUAUUGGAAAGAGCAUUGUUUUGCCCUCACUGCUGAAAGCCUCAUCGACAAGGCCAUCGAACUGAAAUUCAUCGGAGGCGUAUACGGAAACCAGCGACCGACAGAUUUCAUGUGUCUCUUGCUGAAGCUGCUCCAGAUCCAGCCUGAGAAAGAAAUCCUCAUUGAAUAUUUGCAGGCAGAAGAUUUCAAAUAUCUACGGGCUCUGGCAGCAAUGUACAUCCGAAUGACAUUCCGUGCAGUUGAGGUGUACGACCUCCUCGAACCACUGCUGAAAGACUACAGAAAAUUAAGGCUACGGAACAUGGCCGGUUACUCUCUUACGUUCAUUGACGAGUUCGCCGAUGCACUGUUAACAGAAGAACGCGUCUGCGAUAUUAUUCUUCCACGACUUGCGAAAAGACAAACUCUUGAAGAAAACGGGGACAUUGGUCCCCGAAAAAGCCGUCUACUAGACGCAAUGGAGGGUAAGAGCGACCAUGGCAGCGACCGGGGGAGAAGUCGAAGCAGAAGCAGUAGCAGGACAAGCUCCCGCUCACGAAGUCGGAGCAGGAGCUUGUCAUCUGCAGGUCGCUUCAUUUCCAGAAGCCCUUCUCGUUCCCGCUCAGGUUCGCGGUCACCGUCACCGUUCCGGUCUCGUAGUAGAAGCAUCUCUCCAGAUCGUAUGGAAACAGAUUCAUGA
This is a messenger RNA of Desarmillaria tabescens, 800 nucleotides long. Its product is annotated as PRP38 family-domain-containing protein. Bases 24 to 800 code for a protein of 258 amino acids. Gene Ontology annotation, cellular component: precatalytic spliceosome. The record is from RefSeq and is a predicted model, not a curated record. Lineage: Eukaryota; Fungi; Basidiomycota; Agaricomycetes; Agaricales; Physalacriaceae. The transcript is spliced from 5 exons.